This is a messenger RNA of Gryllus bimaculatus (two-spotted cricket), 4073 nucleotides long. Lineage: Eukaryota; Metazoa; Arthropoda; Insecta; Orthoptera; Gryllidae. The record is from the annotation of a GenBank genome assembly.
CCGGAGGGCGGGGAGGCACGGACGGAGGUAGAAGCGGCUGAGACGAGUGUGGAGGUGAAGGGGAAACGGAAGCGGUUGAGCCGACCGCUCCGCAGACUGCACGCAGCGCGAGAUGCGUCGACACGAAGCGUGGCGGUGGGUGCUGGGAGCGCUUCUGUGCGUGGCGGUUUGUGGAGCCAGCGACCCGACCGCCCGCCCUAGGAUUUUGAGCUCCAUCACGCGUCCACAGAAUCUGAGCUGCAAGGCCGCCGAGGGCGUGGACUUCGAGUUCUUCACCCAACUCCUCCAUGGCCCCAAACACGUGCUCAAGAUACUUAUAAAGGAUGAUUACGAUGUUACCUUAUUGCCGCCAGAUCCGACACCACCGCCAACUCCACCUACUCAACCUCCAUCUCCACCCACAACUCCAUUCAUUUCUUUACCGCCAUCCUUGCCACCAGUGAAAACAACAAUAGCUUCAAGAACAACACCACGUCCGAUUACAACAACUCUGAGAACAGCAGCAAAACCAAGUAUAACAACCGGGAUUCCAAUGGUGCCAUCAUCUGCCAGGUCUACGUAUGUUUUUGAAGAAAGCGACGACGACUGGGACUACAUCCAAGGCUUAGUACCUCCCUCCAAUGGAGAUCCGGGGUUGCUGGCUUACGAGCGCUUGCGCCAUCAGAUCAGGACCUUAAUGCAAGAAUCCGAAAGAGCCAAAAAGGCGAUGGAGUUGUUCUGCGCUGAAGCUGCUAAAGAAGAUAAUACCGUCAUUGAAUCAGACGGGAGCCUGCAUCCGAGUUACGAAGAGGUGCCGGGCGUGGGCGUGUACCGGCUGCACGCGCGCCCGCGCUCGUGGGAGGAGGCGCGGAAGGCGUGCGAGCGCGAGGGCGCGCAGCUGGCCGUGCCCAACUCGCGCACGGAGGCGCUGGCGCUCAUGGACAUCCACAACCGCUGCCCGCGCCUGUUGCCCACGCACUUCAAUGACUACCAGUACCUCGGCGUGCACGACCUCUACUCCGAGGGCGACUGGGAGACAGUCGUUGGAUACCCUCUGAACGAGACUGGCUACGUGAAUUGGGCGAAGAACCAACCCGACAACACUCACCAGCACGGAGAAAAUUGUCUGUCGAUGAACCGAAACGGCUUCUUCAAUGAUGUUCCUUGCUGGACAGAACUUCCUUUUAUCUGUGAACAUCCCUAGACACUUUAAAAACCCCACCUUCGUAUUUACUACUAGACACUUCCGAAUAAAAUUAUGAAUUUGUAGGUAACUGUCACAUCACUGUUUGUCUUGUAAAUAAUAGUAAAUAAUUUGAAAUUAGGAAGCAUACAGCAUAUUAAGUAGCAAUUUUAUAAAUAUUGUUUCUUGGAAAUACUGGGUAACGUAAUUAUGCUUAUACAUUACUUUGAACAUGGUUGGGAUAAAAUACUAGAUUUGGCUACGGAGCUAUUAUUACUGAUUGCGAUGAUUUUAUUACUGUUUAUACUAAUGCGAUAAAUGAGACCUUGUAAGUUUUAACACUUUAUAUUCCAAUAUAAUCUGUAAUCGUUAAUUUAUUUUGGUUUACCAGUAAAGAAAAAUUAAUGACGAUGAAGCUAAAUAGAUUUGGUUCAUUUUCACUUAAUGGUUCUUAAUAUCAUAGCUACGCAAUAAAAAAUACGUAAACCAAAUAAUAAAUCAAUGUCGUGACUUAUCAUUUAUUCAGUUAUCUAUUCUUGAGUUUUGUUACUUUUUUCAGAAAGAACUGAUCUGUGGUGCAACAAGUCGGGGAAACCAAUCACUUAAUGUCUGUAAUACUUCGGUUAAAUUUGUUGUAUUCAAUAAAAGUGUAUGAGACUACAACAAACGUUUUAAAAAAAUUAUUAAGUCAACAAAAAUAACACAAAUUUAGCCAAUGCAUGUGAUACCUCAACAAAUAUCAAUAUCAAAUAAUAUAUAAUUAUUCUAAAGCAAAAGAUCUAAAAAUAAAUCAUGCUUUCUGGUAAAAAUAGUAAGAUGUUACUGUUCACACUUCCCAUCAGUGUUGUUUAAUAUAUAUUUCAUGGAAAUACGCAUAUCAUUUUAAGAAUAUGAGUUGUGGAGAAGAAGAAAAAUUCACAAAAAUUAUUUGUAUUAUUGCAUGGUAUAAUACAUAUUUAGGUCAAUAAAAUAAUUAGAGCAAUGAAAAUCCUUACUUUGAACUCAAUAAAUUAUAUAUUAAGUGUAAUACAAAGAGUUACGACAAACAGUAGUCACAAUUAUCACGAUACUGCACUUUUGCUUUAUGAUUUUCUUCAUCUCGCAGCCAUUAAAUAUAUUUUUAAUAAUCAAAUCUGUCAGGUUUGAGAAGCGCAUUGAUAAAUUGGUAAUGCCCGGGAGAUUGGCGUUAUAGCCAAGUGUUCACGUUUCCUCUAGAUUCAUUUUUGAAUACUGUUCGUAAUGUGGCCAACACAAAAAUUAUUUAAGAAUCUGAUAAAAUAAAAUUACUAAGUUCUAUAAUUAUUGAGUAUCUGUAUUAUCAAGUCUGUAAAUAAUUAAAUUAUAAAAUAUUGUCGGAGAAAAAAAAUUCAAUUGUUCGUUUUUAAAGUGACCAGGUCUUGUGUAACCAAUUACGUCAGGAAAAAUUAUGCUGAACUCUAAUGAAAAGAGGUUCAAAUGCUUUCAAACAGACAUUUGUUUAUUACUAUAUCAAUUGAAAACGUAUGACUUUUGUUCAUUGUGUUCAAUAUGUCAGACAAAAUAUUGUUCAAAGGGAAAUGGGGUUAUUGAAUUUACCAAUCCUCUUACAAUUUCAAUUACAUUUACCUCGAAAAGAUGUAGAUAUUGUUGGUUUCCAAGCCCUAAAUUGAAGAGGGAACCCCUUCAGAAAUACAAACUUUUUGGUACAGUAGGCAAUUUGAUCAACAAUUAUUUUUUAGAUACAUUUUUGUACAUUUUCGUAGAAUACUUUAUAAUAAAAUCCCACCAGUGGCUGCUCUAAGCAAUUUCUUAUUUUCGCUUUUAGGGAAACCUAAAGUUACAUUUAUCUUUACCCUUAGUAAUUGAUUACAACACAAACCAAAAAAAGUAUUUUAUCAAUUCAACACAUUCGAUGUCACUAAAAAUCUAUUUCCUAAUACCUUUGUGUAUUCCUACUCCACCCCAGUAGCUCAACUGAAUGGCGCACUGAUCCUAAGGGGUGAUGGUUUGAGUCCAGUGUAAGAUAUCAUGCAACUGUGGUGUGAAAAGCAAUGACAAUCUAUUAUAUACCUCGUAUUAACAUAACAGAAAAUAUUAAUCAUUCUCUAAUCAAUUCAUCAUUUUUUAGAGUGAAAGUAUUAAAGCUGCCUCACGGCACAAUGCAAAAUAAUAAUACCGCACUGAAUGUAUACAAAAUUUAUAAUCUCUCAAUCUCACCCAUUUUCUCGUAGUUUUGGAUCAAAAAUAAUCAUUUCGAGUAUUUUUUGCUUUGGGGGUUUCAUUAAGAACAUUGAGACCAUUUUAUCUAUCAAAUUUUCAGCUUUGCUGGUUAACUUAAAAUGUAACAUUUUCCAGAUGCGAGGAUACUUUCAUUGCGUCCUGAGGACUGAGGAGUGCAAGGAGUCUUGAGAUAUUGCCAUUUGAUUUCAAACUAUUAAUCACAUUGGUUCUUCGUGAUUAAUAAUUUUAAAAUCCAAUUUCAUUUGUUAGUUUUUUCACACUAAUAAAGUUCCUAACCGACUUUAUAAAUACACGAACGAAUGCCUCAUUUAUCAAUUAAUGUCAUGUUAAAUAAAUCAUGUAUUUCGCCCAAACCAUCUUCAAUUAUUAUUUCUUUCUGGCCUUGAACUAACAAAUGUCUAAUAUGAAUUAAUUUAUUAGUAACUGCUUUACCUCGUUACAUGUUCAAUUCGCUUACCCACUCGCACCUUACCUUUCUUAGAUUAGUAGUAAAGUCAUUGAUAAAAUAGGAUGAGAAAAUAAAACAAAAAUAUGUUCAUGGCCUUCACACAAUUUUCUUCCCCCUGGCAGUUUGGUUUGCGCGUCAUUCAAGUGUUCUUUCAUAUGUACUAAAUGUGUGUAAUAAAUAAACUUAAAUAUACAAACCAUAUUGUACCUAUGACAGAAACGCACGUAAAAUAAAACUACCCGA